Molecule: messenger RNA, 5524 nt
Organism: Suillus subaureus
Lineage: Eukaryota; Fungi; Basidiomycota; Agaricomycetes; Boletales; Suillaceae
Exons: 15
Coding region: 82-5481 (1799 amino acids)
Cellular component (GO): cytoplasm
Molecular function (GO): nucleic acid binding; ATP binding
Source: RefSeq, a predicted model, not a curated record
AUCUCCUUUGGCAGAAACAAAUAGUCGGAGCAGCAAAAGACUGUAGACCACUCGGUUCCUACUUACAUCACCAUCCGCACUAUGGAUUUUGAGGAGUUUGAAGUUGAUAUCGAGCGAGCCAUCGAGGGCUCCAAGCCAUCAAAAUCAUUCACUGUUGUAGGAGCUUUGAAGUGGAUCGAUUCGACUUGGUUCGCACCUGCAAGUAGGAACGCGCGCUGGAUGGACCUCAUAGGAGACUAUGCUGGUGCCGAACCUUUUGUAAUUGACGGUCAUUCCCUACUCCAAGUUGUGCUUGAUGAUCGUCUGCUCGCACUAGCGAAGGAUGAUGACCCAUCAUUUCAGAUCAUUCAUGCGAUCUAUUCACUAGAAUGCAUACUGAAAAACUUUCGAAAUCGAUCAGCUAACUUUGAUAUCGUUUUCUUUGACGUCAACCGACACCUAGUACUGCGAGCGGGCGAGUCGGAGUUUGCUGUUGCAUCGCGAGCCCUAGCCAGGAGACUCUUAUAUAAGCACCUCCAGUCGCUGGAUUCGGUGAAUACCUUCACCUUUGCAAGUCUCUCCGACAAAAACUGGGUCGAUUAUCGUGUUCGAGUGAAGCCAAUGUUUGUCAUGGUCAAUGACGGCGGUAUACUGAAGGAAGAUGUCGGUAGACAAUUCGCCGCCCAUCAAAUACUCGUUCAACGAUUAUUCAUCUUCGAUUUGCUGGCUAGUGGCUUGGCAAUGGCGCCGCUCCAGGGUGCUGAUUUCAAGGAUACCAAGAUAUUAUCUUUCGUCUUCGAAUCAAAGCUACGCUUAAGCCAUCAAGGGCGUCUUCCUGGUGCUGUUUUAUCUGCGGGUGUUGCUGCCAUGGACAUUCUUGCUAGUCAUGAACAAGGGCCAUUCGAUCAAGUCCGCAGCUGCGUCCUCAGUGAAGCAUCGGCGUCCCUAUCUUCCUUUGAUCUCCGCGCGACCUUGAAGGAUGUUGGAUUGUCAUAUCUUUUAGCAUUCAAGAGCGACACUCAGCCAUCGCUACUUGCUGUUUUCAUCAUCCACGUUCUUCUUCUCAAGAGUAUCUCUGUCCAGGAUCGAGCGCGGCGCCUGGCGCCAAUGAAACCUGACCUUUUCACUACAUUGAUGAAAUCCUUCCUACCUCGCAUCAUUCAAGCAACAGAAGCAGUCCUUGUAGCAAAUGAUGCAUCCCUCGACAUUGAUAUUCGUGUAUUCCUUUGUGUCUUGCGCUAUCUUUCCGAGCAUCCAGCUCAAUCAUUAACGGAGAUUCUGGGACCCGCUGUGGCCAAAAAUGCAGAAGAUAUCUUUUCUGAGUUGAAGCUCCCGCACCUCAACUUUUCGUGUUUGAGCGUAUCUUUCCUUCCUGACGAGCCGUAUGAGAUACCAAUUCCCCUCAAGCUCCUUCCGUUUUCCAACCCAGUGUUUGACGAGGAGCUUUCUGCCGUCCACAUUGCCACAGAGAGCGUCACACGCCCCAAUCCCAUAGAACCUGUCGCUUCUAGCGGAGAAGAGUCUGAGGAGUGGGACGAUAGCAGCACUAGUGACGAGUCCGCUGAUGUCCUCCCAUCUGCUCGUUCUUCUCAAAAUAAAACAUCCCGAGAGGACACGCUCUUUUCUGACACGCAGCACUGGCACAACCAUAGAAUGGCCAUUCUGCCCAAGCACCUCGGAGGAGAUGCUACGGCACCGAUGACUGAAUGGCAGCGUAAUCGGAAACUUCGUUCGGACCAACGCUUCAUGAAGACCUUGCAUGACCAAGCCAGCACCUUGACAGGUGCAUUGGGAGCUGUCCUCGAACAAGUGAAAAUACCGACUGCAGCCUCCCUUGCAAAUCAGCGCAACGCGAAGCCAAAAGUUCAUGCUCGUUCGUCAAGCAAAAUUACCGGCAAGCUGUCAAAAGCCGAUGCUAUCCGUGAACAGAAUAUUGCAAAGAAGGGAUCUAAACAAGCGUCUGAGUCUGCAGCGUGGAUUGCGUCCCGCGUCCAAGAGAUGGAAAGCCUGGAUGGCACUGGCCUCGAAAAGUGCCUGCGAGUUCUUGCCCGCAAUCCGCGAACUAGGGAGGCAUCAGUAGGCGCGGAACUUCGGGUCUAUCGUAUGCAUCGCCUGCUCCGAGAGUGGAUCUAUUCCGCUAAUCCAGACUCCUCGACGAGCCGCGACAAAUAUUCUCUGUUGCUCAUGCGUCUCAUCAAGGAAGUUUGGGAGAUUGGCUUUAGCUCAAAAGAGAUGGCUAAUGCAAUCACGAGCGUGUUGAUUGCCCUUGGCUUCAGCGACUACAUUGAUAGUCUCGUGGUCUCAGGUUCGGUUGAUGACAGGGCACUAAGUUUUCGCUUCGUCAAGCUGGUCAAGUCCAAAACCAAGACUGCGGUCUAUGACUUUAUGCGAGUGCAGGAGCACCCUAUCGUGUGGCAACUUCGGUUAUUUGGGGAAUUCAUGGAUAGGAGCAUGGAUAGUCAGGCUGACGCAAGAGUGACCUUCAAGCCAGAUGCGUGGCAACGUGAGGUGCUUGACGCUAUCGACCAAAAUAUGUCUCUUCUCGUCGUAGCUCCUACCAGUGCGGGGAAGACCUUCAUCUCGUAUUACGCUAUGGAGGAGGUUCUCCGAGGGUCUGAUGACGGGAUACUCGUUUAUAUUGCGCCCACGAAAGCCCUUGUCGCUCAGGUUGCAGCUGAGAUUUAUGCUAGGUUUAGCAAGGAUCUCAACGGUCGUAGCUGCUGGGCGAUCCAUUCCCGUGACUUCCGAGUCCACGAUCCGCAGAACUGCCAAAUCCUUGUCACCGUCCCUGAGAUCCUGGCGAUCAUGCUUUUAUCUCCUCCACUCGCUAAGAUGUGGACCCCACGGCUCAAAUAUGUCAUCCUUGACGAGAUCCACACAAUCGGCCAGCAGGAGGGCGGAGCUGUUUGGGAACAGAUCCUGCUCCUGUCCCCUUGUCCUGUCAUAGGUCUGUCUGCCACGGUCGGAGCUCCAGAAAGGUUCAACGAAUGGCUCGAAAGCGUUCAGAAAGCGGGUGGGUUCCAGCACAAAUUCGUGCAUUAUCCCCAUCGAUAUUCGCACUUGAGGAAGUUCUACUACAACAUUCACGAGAAGCCAAGAGAUGCCUUCCGAGGCCUCUCAAUGUACAAGACUACAGAAAGGAUGCGAUUUCUGCAUCCGCUGUCCAUUCUUUCGACCAGCGCACGUUCUCUCCCCUCUGAUCUCGCGUUGGAAGCGAUGGAUGCAUUGAAUUUAUAUCGUGCUUUAAGCACAUGUACAGCCCUUCAGCCCUCUGUUCUCGUUUCCCUCGAUCCCGCGGUAUUUUUUGCCUCUAGUAAACUGCUUCAACAGAAGGACGUAAUCCGAUACGAGGAGACUCUUAAACAACACCUCACGCCAUUGUUAUCUUCGUUUGAUUCGCAAGACUCCGAGACGCCGUUGUCGCGCGUCAUUACCCAGCUUCAAGAUGAUAUUUUAUCUCGCGUCCCAGACAGAGUGUUGAACUCUCAACCUGAUCGCGCUGUAUCUGCCUACAAUCUCAUUCAUCUGGUCGCCGAUCUUCACGCACAAGGGGACCUUCCCGGUAUCUUCUUCUCAUUCGAUCGAAGCGAUUGUGAGAAAAUGGCCCAAAUUUUGAACGACGUGCUCGAGACCCAGGAAGACGAAUGGCGGGAAAGUAGUCCGGAAUGGAAACGCAAAAUGGCACAAUAUGAUGCAUACCUUCAAGGCGCAAAAGAGCGGGAACGCAAAGCUGUACGAGCAUUGAAACACAAGGUCGAUGAAGAGGAUAGGCGCGCUGACACGAGUGAAUGGCAAGCAUCCUUCAGACCUGACGAUCCCCUGCCAGACUUCUCGUUCGCUGGUCAAAGUACUUCGUACACUGCAUCAGAACUUGACGAGGAUAUCGCUGAUCUUGAGAGGCGAAAACCCUCUCCACCUGAAUGGGCAUUGAAAUGUUUGAGACGUGGGAUUGCUGUUCACCAUGCUGGUAUGAACAGAGGGUAUCGCUCUCUGGUUGAGAGCCUCUUCCGCCGUGGCUUCGUGCGCGUGAUUUUCGCAACGGGCACUCUUGCCUUAGGUAUCAACGCCCCGACCAAAACUUCAAUUUUCUGCGGCGACUCACCCUUCCUCACUGCACUCAUGUAUCGACAAUGUGCGGGACGCGCUGGACGGCGAGGAUAUGACACCCUGGGUAAAGUCGUUUUCUAUGCUCUUCCCAUGAGCAGGGUACAGAGACUAGUACUCUCGAAACUGCCAUCCCUCUCUGCCAGUUUCCCUGUAACAUCAACUCUCGUCGUGCGCCUGUUCAAUCUGCUGGAAGGUUCAAAUUAUUCCACGAUUGCUGUCGCUGCUGUGCAGCGGCUCUUCCGCCUCCCACAAGUCAGUUUUGGCUCUGAGGAAGGAAAACACCAGCUUUUACACCAUCUACGCUUCUCAAUCGACUACUUGCGUCGUGCCCGUCUGCUCGAUGAGCAGGGGAAGCCGCUCAAUCUUUUUGGAAUAGCCGCACAUUUGUAUUACACGGAGCCCAGUAACUUGGCCCUAGUUGCUCUGCUUCGCAGCGGCGUGGUCCAUAAGAUUUGUGCGCAACCUAGCCUGAGGCUUGCGAAGCUCGACUUCAUCCAGUUGAUGGCCCACCUCUUUGGACGGCGGUACCUGCCUUCUGCUUGCAUGAAAGAAGAGUACAUCACGAAGGUGGUCAAGAAGUCGCCAUCAAUGGUCGUACUGCCACCACUGUCUAAGACAGCUCGUGACGUGCUCAUAGAGCAAGAGCGUGAAAUCCUCCAGAUUUUCACCGGAUAUGCCCUUACCUACGGGACUCAGCACCAAAAGGACCUUGGGCCCGAUCAUAUCCUGCCUCUUAGCAAAAGGAAUAUAUCGGGUACUGCAGAAGAUGAACCGUCACUCAUUCGCGACCAUCUUCACCGUACCGCGAUCCGUGUUGUCGCACGGUCGCUCUUUGUCGCUAACUCGGGCCACGAUGAUCACUUCGACAGUGUUCAUGACCUCGCUCAAACGGCUCGCCGUGGACUGAGCCUGAACGAACACACCAUCCCAUCGUUCGAAGGCAUCACUGGGAGAACUAAUCAAGAAAGCAGAAAAUACGCGCUGAACGCAUACCUCCUUGACUUCUACAUCCACGGACAGGUGGCGGCUCUUGCCGCUGCGAACGCAAUCAGACGGGGUGAAGUUUGGUUUUUAUUGCAGGACUUUGACCUCACGCUAAUGACUGUGCGUGGGGUACUUGAGCAACUCCUUCAAAAGAGGUCCGCCGACGACAAAGGUGCGACGCUAGAGAAUGCAGACCUCAGCGAGGAGGCAGACAGUGGAUAUGCAUCCCUUGACCCAGUCCAGUGGGAGGAUGAAGAGGAGACGUCUUGGAAGCCGGAGCAGGGAAAGUGGGAAUCGCCUUGUGAUUCGCAGAGACCGCAAGGAGUGUCAGGUGCGGACUGGAGAGUUUUCGAAGUGGUCAAUGGUGCGCUCGAAGAGUUCCAUGAAAAGUUCAAGGCUAUGUGGGCCUAAACGUGUACGAACUCAGCCUUUCUGUCUCGAACCUGUGGAUAAA